Messenger RNA from Rhagoletis pomonella (apple maggot), 364 nucleotides. RefSeq lists its product as uncharacterized. The record is from RefSeq and is a predicted model, not a curated record. The coding region runs from base 20 to 349 and encodes 109 amino acids. Lineage: Eukaryota; Metazoa; Arthropoda; Insecta; Diptera; Tephritidae. The transcript is spliced from 2 exons.
AUGAUCAGCCCCGACUAUCAUGGACCGCGUACGCAAAUGGGGCGUCAAAUACGAUGGCGGCAAGGACCCGCUGGGUUUCAUCGAACGCGUCGAAGAAUUAGCCGACGGGUACGAGAUAGAAAGAGACGCACUUCCACGAGCAUUACCCGAGUUAUUUAAGGAUAGAGCCCUCGUCUGGUUACGAAACAAUCACGGCCACUGGAGAGACUGGGAGACGUGUAAGCGAAAUUUCCUGAAGUUCUUCUUGAAUUCCCGGUAUUUCGAAAGACUCGAUGAUGAGAUACGGCAGCGUGUUCAACGGCCCAGAGAGGCAUUUACUAGCGCUACAAGGGCUAAUGCGUCAUUCUGACUAUACGGAGGCACA